AUGUACGGUGCCGCCGGUCGAGGAGCUUCCUGUUUCAAAUGUGGUCAGCAAGGUCACGUCGCUGCCGCUUGUCCCGCUUCAGCUCCCACUUGUUACAACUGCAGUCUUCCUGGUCACUUGAGCCGAGACUGCCCUCAACCUAAGAACAAGGCUUGUUACACUUGUGGACAAGAAGGCCACAUCUCUUCUGCUUGUCCUUCCGGUCCCGCUCCCGGUGGAUUCCAAGGUGCCCAAGGUGGCGCUGGUGGUGAAUGUUACCGAUGCGGUAAACCCGGACACAUCGCUCGAAUGUGCCCUGAGUCAGGUGAUGCUUCGGGUGGUUACCAACAACAAUCUUACGGUGGUUACGGAGGCGGUGGUUUCGGUAACAAAUCUUGUUACACCUGUGGUGGUGUAGGACACAUCUCAAGAGAAUGUCCUUCAGGAGGUGCUAGAGGUUUCGGUGGUGGUUUCCAACAACAACGAGGUCCUCAAAAGUGUUACAACUGUGGUCAAGAGGGUCACAUCUCUCGAGAAUGUCCUCAAGAGCAAGGUAAAACUUGUUACGGAUGCGGUCAAACAGGUCACAUCGCCUCUGCCUGUCCCAACGCCGGUGCAGCUCCAGCUGAAGGUGCUGAACCCACCGCCUAA
This is a messenger RNA of Kwoniella shivajii, 630 nucleotides long. RefSeq lists its product as uncharacterized. Gene Ontology annotation, molecular function: single-stranded RNA binding; translation regulator activity; zinc ion binding. The record is from RefSeq and is a predicted model, not a curated record. Bases 1 to 630 code for a protein of 209 amino acids. Gene Ontology annotation, biological process: positive regulation of cytoplasmic translation. Gene Ontology annotation, cellular component: cytoplasm. The transcript is spliced from 8 exons. Lineage: Eukaryota; Fungi; Basidiomycota; Tremellomycetes; Tremellales; Cryptococcaceae.